GUCUGUCUCGUUCUCUUCGUUGAGGGCACUCACUUCUCCAUCUCACAGUUCUGUACUCUUCAUAUACAAAUCUCCGCUUAUAUUUCCACGUCAGCCUUUUACUCUCUUUAGUUGUUAGGAAUCUUUUGCUAAGUCUCCGUAUCUGGUAAGUUCCUCCGUUUACUUGUUGGUUCUUAGGUUUUUAUUUUCGACUUAUGAUUAAUUUUGGAAAAUUUACGCUGCUGUUGUAUCGAUUUUUGUGAACUCAUGGCUUGUGUGGCAUAGAAUUUGCCAAUUUAAUGGAUAAUUCAGAAAUAAUGAUAGGUCCGAGAGCUCUAAUAAAGAGGCAUGAAUUUGUGAGAGUUAUAGUUCAAUGUUUAUAUUCCUUAGGCUACAAGAACUCGGCUUCUUGUUUGGAGUCUGAGUCUGGAAUAUUAUACAAAUCUGUGGAUUUUGAAAAGCUGGAACUGCAAAUACUUAAUGGGAAUUGGGAUGGUUGUAUUGAUACACUUAAUGCAAUUUCGGAUUUGAAUAUGAACGAUGAGAUAAGAGCUUCGGUGUUGUUUUUGAUAUUUAAACAAUGUCUUUUGGAGUAUUUAAAUCGUGGGGAGGAGUCAUUGGCUUUGGAUGUUUUGAGGAAACAAGUUCCUUCAUUAAUAGUGAGCAAGGAGAAAGUACACAAACUUGCUUCGAGUAUCCUUUGCUUGGAGGAGAAAGAGUUGGGAAAUAUUGACGAGGAUGAUAUUUCCGAGUUACGGAGGAGGUUGUUGGUGGAGUUGCAGAGACUGCUUCCUCCACCAGUUGUGUUGCCUGAAAGAAGGCUGGAACAUCUUGUUGAAACUGCAGUUACAUCGCAGAUUGAUUCAUGUUUUUAUCACAAUUCACGUGUAGCAGUAUCUUUGUAUGAGGAUCAUUGCUGUGGUAGAGAUCAGAUUCCCACCGAGACUAUUCAGAUAUUAAGUGAGCACAAGAAUGAAGUUUGGUUUGUACAAUUUUCUAAUAACGGGCAGUACUUAGCCUCUUCGUCAAGUGACUGCACAGCUAUUAUAUGGAAGGUGCUGGAAGAUGAUACACUGACAUUGAAACACACACUCCGAAGCCAUGAAAAUCCAGUUUCCUUUGUUGCAUGGAGUCCAGAUGACACAAGUUUGCUUACAUGUGGCAAUGCAGAAGUUCUGAAGCUGUGGGAUGUGGAAACAGGUAUAUGUAAGCAUACAUUUGGAGAUCAUGGCUUCAUUGUAAGCUCAUGUGCUUGGUUUCCCGACUCAAAGCGACUUGUGUGUGGCAGUUCUGACCCUGAAAAGGGAAUCUUCAUGUGGGAUUGUAAUGGGAAUGAGAUAAAAGCAUGGAGGGGGGUAAGGAUGCCCAAGGUAGUGGAUCUUGCUGUGACACCAGAUGGGGAAAACCUUAUCAGUGUAUUAUCAGAUAAAGACAUCCGGAUACUAAACUUGGUGACAAAUGCUGAGAGGGUGAUCUUUGAGGAGCACCCAAUUACGUCUCUUUCCAUAUCUGUAGAUAGUAAGUUCUUUAUUGUUAACUUAAACAGCCAAGAGAUUCAUUUGUGGGAUGUUGCUGGAAAUUGGGAAAAGCCACUGAAGUAUAAGGGCCACCAGCAAAACAAGUAUGUGAUACGGUCCUGCUUUGGUGGGUUGGAUAGUACAUAUAUUGCUAGUGGGAGUGAGAAUUCUCAGGUCUACAUCUGGAAUCGGCGGAACUCUAAGCCAAUUGAAGUUUUAUCGGGCCAUUUGAUGACUGUAAAUUGUGUGAGCUGGAACCCUAAAAGGCCUCAGAUGUUGGCAUCAGCUAGUGACGAUCAUACGAUCCGUAUCUGGGGUCCAAGCCAAUCCAGGAAGACAUAAUCUGAAAGGCUCAUUUGAACAGAAGAGAUUAAAUUUUGAAGUCCUUUGUAUAGCUUUCCCUCGAUAUUUAUUCAUCAAUUUAUGUCAGUGGCUUUCCCUUGGUUGCCCCUGGUCCAAUUUUGAAGCACGCUUCCUUCUGUAAAUUCCCAUGGUCUUUUUCUGUCUGUGGCUGUCAAUUUUUAGGACCUUCGCCUUCUUUUAUAAGUAUAGCUGGGACUUGUUGACUUUGGUCCACUUGCUAUGCGAAGUCUUUGCUUUAUUGUCUUAGACAAUUAAGCGUUAUAGGAUCACAUAUUUAUACCAUAAAUGUAUCAUUUCCUGUAAAUUAAGGCAAAUUAAGGUUUAGUUUACCCUCAGUAUAGUUCCAAUUAAUUUUGGCUUCUGAGGCUGUGAUAGAUUAAGGCAAAGUUUAAGUUUACCCUCCAUCUGUGAUGGUUCCUGGCUAGUGUGGCCUGUAAUGCAUGUUCGAAUUUGAGUGGGCAAAAAAUCUUGCGAUGAAGCUGUGGGUGUGUAUUCUGUAUACAGGGUUUUAUUUAUGUUUUAUUUUCACCUAA
This is a messenger RNA of Pistacia vera, 2392 nucleotides long. Its product is annotated as WD repeat-containing protein WDS homolog. NCBI's taxonomy places the organism in Eukaryota, Viridiplantae, Streptophyta, Magnoliopsida, Sapindales, Anacardiaceae. The record is from RefSeq and is a predicted model, not a curated record. The transcript has 4 exons. Bases 279 to 1838 code for a protein of 519 amino acids. Gene Ontology annotation, molecular function: protein binding.